Molecule: messenger RNA, 1147 nt
Organism: Amphimedon queenslandica
Lineage: Eukaryota; Metazoa; Porifera; Demospongiae; Haplosclerida; Niphatidae
Product: heparan sulfate glucosamine 3-O-sulfotransferase 3B1-like
Exons: 1
Coding region: 8-1081 (357 amino acids)
Molecular function (GO): sulfotransferase activity
Source: RefSeq, a predicted model, not a curated record
CUUCAAAAUGAGACUAUGGCUGUCAAGAAGAUGGAAAAUUUUACUGCUCAUUUUCAUGAUUAUAUUCCUUUUCACUUGGUCAUUUAUCUCUAAGAAACUCUUCCAUCAUGUUUCAAAAUAUCCUCAAACUAGCUAUACUGCUACAAAGUGGUCACUAAAGACUGAAAUUAGGAGAGGCAGUGAUCUUCAUUAUCAUUCACAAUUUCACUCCAUCACUGAUCCUAAACCACUCACUAAUCUUUGUCCUCAUGUGUUUAUUAUUGGUUCAAGGAAAGGCGGUACCACCUCGCUCUAUCAAUAUCUCUCGGCUCACCCUCACUUUAAUGGGAUUAGGUUAGACUGGGGUCCAGUGGCUGGGGAAACAUGGUGGCUAUCACAAGAAUAUGAUGAAAAUAAAGUAUCAGAAUACAUACAACUCUUUCAUCACGAGGAAGGUUUUAUGACUGGAGAAGCAACAGUAGAUUACCUUGUUAAUUGUAAAGUACCGCGUCGUUUAAGAACCCUCUGUGGUCUUCAUGCUAAGAUUAUCAUGUUACUACGUGAUCCAACCCAUCGCUUUAUAUCGGAUUACUACAUGAGACUUCAUAUUAAUACUAAACGUUAUUAUCCUGGAUCAGACUUCAAUACCAGUGCUAGUCUUAGUGAAACUAUUGAAAGAGAAUAUAAUAAGUUUAUAACAAGAGCACACAGACAGUUUAAUUCCACUAAUAAGCAUAUUUUCUUUGCUGCAGACUGGAAGAAAUUGAAGUGUCUAUUUCGUGAAGCUCAAAACCUUUUUUAUGAAGGACUAUAUUAUGUUCACGUUCAAAACUGGUUAAGCAGCUACCCUCCUCAAAAUAUACUGAUAGUUCCUAGUGGAGCAUUGUUUAGUGAUACUGUAGCAACUGUUGCUGGAGUGAUGGAGUUUGUUGGACUGGAGAAGCUUAGUGUUAGCAAGAUGGAAGACAUCACAAGGUCGAUUUAUAACUAUGGUAGUUAUGAUCGCUCCAGCAUCAAGGAGAAAGAUAUAAAGAGACUAAAUGAGCUUUAUAGACCUUUUAACCAGCAGCUAUUACAUUUAUUAAAAUGGGAAAAGUUUUAAAAUUGACAAUGGUAAUUGGUAAUAAUUAGCAUCUUUGAGCUACCGCCCACGCACUCUAGCUAACGC